Molecule: messenger RNA, 435 nt
Organism: Nematocida parisii ERTm1
Lineage: Eukaryota; Fungi; Microsporidia
Exons: 1
Coding region: 1-435 (144 amino acids)
Source: RefSeq, a predicted model, not a curated record
AUGUUCUUUAUAUUAUAUUACUUAUUACACUAUGUCCUUUAUAUUCUAUUACUUAUUACUUAUUAUACUAUCUUCUUUAUAUUAUAUUGCUUAUUAUAUUACUUAUUACUUAUUACACUAUGUCUAAUAUAUUAUAUUCAUUUAUUACUACUUAUUCUAUUACUUAUUACACUAUGUCUAUUAUAUUCAUUUAUUACUUAUUCUAUUACUUAUUAUACUAUGUUCUUUAUAUUCAUUUAUUACUUAUUCUAUUACUUAUUAUACUAUGUUCUUUAUAUUCUAUUACUUAUUAUUCUAUUACUUAUUGUUUAUUAUGUAUUAUAUUUUAUUUAUUAUAUAUUACUUAUUGUUUAUUAUGUAUUAUAUUUUAUUUAUUAUAUAUUGUCUAUUAUAUUUUAUUUUUUAUGGAUUAUACAUUCAAGAAGCCAACACUAG